ACUUUCAGUGUUUAUAACCUAUAAUGUUAACUCUCUUUCUCUCUCUCUGCACAGAUGCUGCCCGACCUGAACCAAAGAAGAAACACACUCAACUUUCUGACAGUGUGCCAGUGGGAAAAUCAACACAUUGCAGGCGGCCAGUUCUGUGAGGAUGGAAGGCUGGUGCACAGCGGCAGCAAGCGAUCUGGAAAGCUCACAGGAUGUUCUGGCUCAUAGUGAGGGGAACUGAAUGUAAGGGUCGCGAGGUUAUGCUUCAGUUCUAGAGGAGAUUGGUGUUUCCACAUCUGCAGUACUGUACGGUGUUGCUCAACUAUCCUCAUAGAAGGAUGUUAAUGCGUUGGAAACAGUUUAGAGAAGCUGGACGAGUGGCUUUCUAUGUUGUCCCAGUUUCACCUUUGGAAGGAGAGACACUGGAACUGAAUUGUCAGCGCCAAUACUAUUAUUGGAGGACAAAGCAGGACUUUACCUUUUAUAGAAAUGGAAAGAAGAUCCAUUCAAUGAAGUCUACAACAGAUGAAUUUUCAUAUCGCAUUAAAGUAAAAAGCACCGAUGACAGUGGAUUGUACAGUUGCAAAAUUGAUGGGUCAGAAUCACAACAUGUUCACGUUCAAGUUCAAGAACGCUUUGCCAAGCCCGUACUGAGGGUGGAGCCGGCGGCUGAAGUAUUUGAGGGGCUCCGGGUCACGCUGACGUGCAUUGCUCGGAGAGCACGGCGCUCCAUCUGGCUUCACUACACAUUUUACAGAGAUGGCAGCGCCCUGGAGACAGCGCCGGAUGCUGGCGGUGUGUACACGAUCAACGCAGCAGCUGCAAACGUUUCUGGGAAUUACGCCUGUGAAGCGAUCGAGACAAAUUCUGAUCUGUGGAAGAGGAGCGACAAUGUUCACAUUUCCGUUAAAGAGGCAUUCGCUGUCCCUAAGCUGACCGUGUAUCCUGAGGGACAGCUAGUUGAUGGUCAAUGGUUUAAGCUGAUGUGCUUGGUUGAAGAGAAUCUCUCCGAAGCUUCCUUGCGGUACAGCUUUUACAGAAAUGGGAUCCCUAUCCAGUCUCCCUCCGACCACAGCAAUUCCAUCUCUGAGCCAGCUCGUCCGGCCGACUCGGGUACUUACCAUUGCGAAGUUACGGGCAGUAAGGUGCGGAAACGCAGUAAUCAGCUCCAUUUGUCCAUCAGGCGAAUUCCAGUGUCAAAGCCAGAACUAGUAAUUCAAUCAGGAAAGGAGCUAAUCGAAGGAGAUAUGGCAUCCUUAAUCUGUUCAGUCUCCAAUGGCUCUCUGCCGAUUUAUUACCAAUUCUACAAGGGCUCAAGUGUGGAGCUGUACUGGGAGCUUUCCAACAGUACUAAGCUUGUUUACAACAUUGAAACCAUCAGCAGAAAAGACAAAGGGAUUUACCAUUGCUCGGUGAGAAAUGAGGUGACAGGCCCUUUGCACAAUGAAGACAUAGAGAUCACAGUGAUAGUUCCUGUCUCAGAUGCUGUGCUGAUACCCCGCACCAACGGGACUGAGAUACAGCCCGGGGACCGCCUUGUUCUCCGAUGCCUGGUGAGGGAAGGCACUGAGCCCCAGUUCAUUUGGUACCGAGACAACGUGCCGCUAAGGAACGGCAGUGCGAGCUCUCAUGUGACUGCCGAUGGUGGUGAGCUGGUUAUUCAUUCAUUCCGGAGAGACAGUGUCGGGAGGUAUCACUGUGCAGCGAUCAACACAGGAACCGACGGCACCAUUUUUAACGUGACCAGCGAUUAUAUCGAAUUCACGCUGCGAGGUAACAGUGACAGUCAGAUCAGACACAGACAGAGCACAGGGAAAGGCCAUUCGCUCCAUCCAGUGCGUGCCAGUCAGAAACAAUUAACCAUCUCAGUUAGGAAGGUGACGUGA
Messenger RNA from Stegostoma tigrinum, 1874 nucleotides. RefSeq names its product Fc receptor-like protein 3. Lineage: Eukaryota; Metazoa; Chordata; Chondrichthyes; Orectolobiformes; Stegostomatidae. The transcript is spliced from 7 exons. The record is from RefSeq and is a predicted model, not a curated record. Gene Ontology annotation, biological process: cell surface receptor signaling pathway. Gene Ontology annotation, molecular function: transmembrane signaling receptor activity. Bases 327 to 1874 code for a protein of 515 amino acids.